Messenger RNA from Dimorphilus gyrociliatus, 2102 nucleotides. The record is from the annotation of a GenBank genome assembly. Lineage: Eukaryota; Metazoa; Annelida; Polychaeta; Dinophilidae.
AAUGUCCAUUGUACGUGGAUUGAGUGCGGAGCUCUGGAAAAUGGUAGCGCCCAGUGCAACUUGAAGUUUUAAAAUAGUUUACAUUUUUAAUGCUUGGCAACGAUCGGAGGAUAUCUAACAUUACCUAAUAUGUUAGGAACAAUAUGCACUUUUGCUAUAGUCUUAACGACAGCAUUGUCGUUUGAUCCGUUUAUGGAUAAUGGCAUGUUUGAUAUGGUUUGGCUAGAAUCUAAAAAUGAUUAUAAAGAAGAUCCAUCUAUGUCAACCGAUUCGAUCGUUCUGAAAACAAGAGAUCAAGAACAGUACAAGUGUUUCCUACCAGAGGCAGAUAACGCUCAAGAUAAAGAUGACAAAGUACCGUAUAAAGGAUUAUCAGAAUUGGAACUAUUGAAACCUUUGUUCGAUACAUCUCAAUGUUCUUAUAGGUGGGAAUCCUAUUGGGCUUAUGAAUUAUGCCAUGGACGCUUUUUAAGACAAUAUCACGAAGACAAAGAGCCGGGAAAGAAACCGAAAGUUCAAGAAUAUUUUCUAGGUUAUUACGGUAAAAAUUCACCGGACAAAAAGGCUGAAGAAAUAGAAAAAGCAAAAGAGAAACAAGUUGAUGAAUCAGUAGAAAAGAAAUUAACAAUAGCUCAAUUAAAGAAAUUACUCAAAAAGAAGAAAUUAGACGAUGACCAUAUUCUUCCAUAUUUUAGGGUUAAUUACACUUCCGGUACAAAUUGCGAUGUAACAAAUGAUCCAAGAAUAGCCAAUAUUUUAUACGUUUGUCAUAAGAAUGCUAGAGCUGAGCUAUUCGAAAUAAAAGAAGUUUCCAGCUGCGAGUACGAAGCUGUUGUAUUAACAGAAUUAUUGUGUUCUCAUCCAGCUUAUGUAACAAUACCGAAGCGUUCGCAAAAAAUUCGCUGUCUGCCACUAAAUAAUUCUCCAACAAAGCCUAAAUCAUUGGCAGAAUUGGAAUUAAGAAGGAUAAAAUUUAAUUCCGCUCAUGUAAAGUUUGAAAAUCGUAAAGACUCCAGUAUUGAUGACGAAGAAGAUUUAGGCAAUGAUAUUGCUCAGGAACACCUUCAUAUUAAUUCACCAAAAGAGCCAAUGGCUCAAAAGCAAUUACCCGAUCCUAAAAGUCGUCCUAAGCAGCCUCGUUUGUUGCCACAUGUCAGAGAAAAAAUGAUAAGGGAUAUUAUUAACGGAGAAAGUUGCAUUGAUGGAGGCUCUGGUUGGUGGAAACACGAAUUCUGUUUGCAAAAACAAGUUCAACAGUAUCACGAAGAUAAAAAUGGUAAAAAAACUUAUAUAAAACUCGGAGAAUGGAAUGAAAAAUACCAGAAAUUAUAUAUGCAGAAGAAUCAGCAGAAGAGACCGUCGUCGCAAAAAGAAUCGAGAAAAUCAAUUACACAGUAUUAUGGCAAUGGAGAUGUUUGUGAGGAGACAAAAAGGCAUCGUCAUGUGGAAGUUAAACUUAAGUGUGCAGAAAAGGCUUCGUCAGCUCACAGUAUUUCAAUUUAUAUAUUAGAACCUAGAACAUGCGAAUAUCUCUUAACUGUUGAAUCAGAGCUUAUCUGUUCAAUAUUGGAAAAAGCCGACGAAGACGGUAUUAUUCCCCUGCAGACUUCUUCUACGUCACCUCCAUGAGACUUUCGUUUCUUUCAUGUUGCUUUUGAAAGAAAUUAAUUACAAACUGUGAUUUAAAUAUUGUUUCUUUUUGGGUUUGGAAUACUUUUUCGUGCGUUAUCAGGAAAUAUUAAUAAAAUGAUUAUUAUUAUUAUUAUUAUUAUUAUCAUUAUCAUUAUUGUAUACUAACAAAAUUUUUUAAUAAAUCAUAAUGAUAAAUAGUAAUAAUAAAAAGAUAAAUCUACCAAAUGCUAUUUACUUCAUAGUUAACAACGAAUAGAAAGACUCGUUCAUUUCUUUUCAAUAUAUUUGAGCUUAAAAUCGUUUGUUAUAGUUGAAAGUAUUGUUAGAUAAAAAUUGUAUACAGUUGUUUAUUUUUAUGAAAACAUAACUGAUGAUCAGAGUUAUGAGAUGCAGCCCCAAUUGAAUAAUAGAUAAAAACCUGUUUUUUACCUAUAAAAUGAAUAUAAAUAAAUAAAAAAAGAAAGCUUUUC